Messenger RNA from Penicillium waksmanii, 213 nucleotides. Its product is annotated as major facilitator superfamily domain-containing protein. The record is from RefSeq and is a predicted model, not a curated record. Gene Ontology annotation, cellular component: membrane. The transcript is spliced from 2 exons. Gene Ontology annotation, molecular function: transmembrane transporter activity. Bases 1 to 213 code for a protein of 70 amino acids. Lineage: Eukaryota; Fungi; Ascomycota; Eurotiomycetes; Eurotiales; Aspergillaceae.
AUGCACCCACAGGCACGGGCUGUUGCCUUAGCUAUGGUCAAUGCGUUGGGCAAUCUGGCGCAGAUAUAUGGAUCGUACCUGUUUCCUGAGAAUGAUGGUCCCGAGUACAUUAUGGGAUUUUCGGUUAUUUCUGCCAUGCUGACAGUGGGUGUGAUUGUCUUUUUGUUCUUACAUAUAUGGUUCCGCCGGCGUCUGAGGUCGGGACUCAUUUAA